This is a messenger RNA of Caenorhabditis remanei, 1656 nucleotides long. RefSeq lists its product as uncharacterized. The transcript is spliced from 4 exons. Bases 1 to 1656 code for a protein of 551 amino acids. Gene Ontology annotation, cellular component: cytosol. The record is from RefSeq and is a predicted model, not a curated record. Gene Ontology annotation, biological process: glucose 6-phosphate metabolic process; glycolytic process; gluconeogenesis. Lineage: Eukaryota; Metazoa; Nematoda; Chromadorea; Rhabditida; Rhabditidae. Gene Ontology annotation, molecular function: glucose-6-phosphate isomerase activity; monosaccharide binding; carbohydrate derivative binding.
AUGUCUCUGACUCAAGACGCCGCAUUCGUCGAAUUGAAACGCCACGUGGAGGCGAAUGAGAAGAGUGUUCAACUUCUGGAAUGGUUCGAGAAAGAUCCGACAAGAUUUGAGAAAUUCACUCGCCACUUCAAGACUCCCGAUGGCGACUUUCUUUUCGAUUUCUCGAAAAACCGAAUCACCGACGACUCCUUUCAACUUUUGAUGAAUUUGGCCAAAUCUCGAGGUGUCGAAGAGUCGCGGGACGCCAUGUUCUCGGCAGAGAAGAUCAAUUUCACCGAGAAUCGUGCCGUGCUUCACGUCGCUCUCCGUAAUCGUGCCAAUCGGCCAAUUCUUGUCGACGGAAAAGAUGUGAUGCCUGAUGUGAAUAGAGUGUUGGCUCAUAUGAAAGAAUUCUGUAAUGAGAUCAUUUCCGGCUCGUGGACAGGAUACACCGGCAAGAAGAUCACCGAUGUUGUCAACAUUGGAAUUGGUGGAUCCGAUUUGGGACCACUGAUGGUCACCGAGUCGCUGAAAAACUAUCAAGUCGGACCGAACGUUCAUUUUGUGUCGAAUGUCGACGGAACCCACGUGGCAGAAGUGACAAAGAAGUUGAAUGCAGAGACAACUCUGUUCAUCAUCGCAUCUAAGACAUUUACCACUCAGGAGACGAUUACGAAUGCGGAGACGGCGAAGGAAUGGUUCCUUUCGAAGGCCGGAGACGCUUCGGCUGUCGCCAAACACUUUGUCGCCUUGUCCACAAAUGUGCCGAAAGCUGUCGAAUUCGGAAUCGAUGAGAAGAAUAUGUUCGAGUUCUGGGAUUGGGUCGGAGGACGCUACUCACUCUGGUCGGCAAUAGGAUUGUCGAUUGCUGUUCAUAUUGGAUUCGAUAAUUAUGAAAAGUUGCUGGAUGGCGCCUUCGCUGUCGAUGAACACUUUGUGAACUCCCCGUUGGAACAGAAUAUCCCCGUGAUCCUCGCAAUGAUCGGUGUCCUCUACAACAAUGUUUACGGAGCGGAGACCCACGCCCUCCUCCCAUACGAUCAGUAUAUGCACCGUUUUGCCGCCUAUUUCCAGCAAGGUGACAUGGAAUCCAACGGAAAAUUUGUCACACGACACGGUCAACGUGUCGACUACUCGACGGGUCCAAUCGUUUGGGGAGAGCCGGGAACCAAUGGACAACACGCGUUCUAUCAACUGAUUCAUCAGGGAACCCGACUUAUUCCAGCCGAUUUCAUCGCUCCGGUGAAGACAUUGAAUCCGAUUCGCGACGGACUCCAUCAUCAGAUUCUUCUCGCCAAUUUCCUCGCUCAAUCCGAGGCGUUGAUGAAGGGAAAGACGGCCGAUGUGGCUGAACAAGAGCUGAAAUCAUCUGGAAUGUCUGCAGAAUCCAUCGCGAAAAUCCUUCCACACAAAGUGUUCGAGGGAAACAAGCCGACCACCUCCAUUGUGUUGCCAGUCGUCACUCCGUUCACUUUGGGAUCACUCAUCGCAUUCUAUGAGCACAAGAUUUUCGUUCAAGGCAUCAUUUGGGACAUUUGCAGUUUCGAUCAGUGGGGGGUCGAACUCGGAAAACAAUUGGCAAAGGUCAUCCAACCAGAACUCGCUUCUGCCGAUAAGAUCACCACACACGAUGCUUCAACUAACGGACUCAUUGCUUUCAUCAAGAAUAACGCAUAA